Molecule: messenger RNA, 1919 nt
Organism: Macadamia integrifolia
Lineage: Eukaryota; Viridiplantae; Streptophyta; Magnoliopsida; Proteales; Proteaceae
Product: alanine aminotransferase 2-like
Exons: 15
Coding region: 167-1747 (526 amino acids)
Biological process (GO): biosynthetic process
Molecular function (GO): L-alanine:2-oxoglutarate transaminase activity; pyridoxal phosphate binding
Source: RefSeq, a predicted model, not a curated record
UCAAUUAAGGGCGGGAGAAAUGAAGCGGUGGGGACGCCAGUAAGGCAGUAAAUUCCUGUGGGCGGCGGCGGUUCGAUGCCCUUGGAAGUCGUCCCAUUGUUCGACGGUUCCCCUUGUUUUUAUCAAUCCCAUCCCUAUCCCUAUCCCAUAUUCCCAAAUCUCCUUUAUGUACUUUACGAUGUGGAGAUUCGUAGCGGACAGAUCUAAAAACUUCAUUGCGUCUCUCACUCGACGUUCGCUUUCCUUUGAGCAGCGCUUCUCUUCACUCCCUGAUUCCUCGUCCGUCAUGUCGUCGACUCCAUCUACUCCGGUUACUCUUGAAACUAUCAAUCCCAAGGUUCUAAAAUGUGAGUAUGCCGUCCGCGGAGAGAUUGUUACCCAUGCCCAGCUUUUGCAACAAGAAUUACAAACAAAGCCAGGUUCUCAUCCGUUUGAUGAGAUACUUUACUGCAACAUUGGGAACCCACAAUCUCUUGGUCAGCAGCCAAUUACCUUUUUCCGUGAGGUUCUUGCACUUUGUGAUCACCCAAACAUUCUGGACAAAAGUGAAACACAGGGCUUGUUCAGUGCGGAUGCCAUAGAGCGAGCUUGGGGGAUUCUAGAUCAAAUCCCAGGAAGAGCAACAGGUGCAUAUAGCCACAGUCAGGGUAUCAAGGGCUUACGUGAUUCAGUUGCAGCUGGAAUCGCAGCACGUGAUGGUUUUCCUGCUGAUCCAAAUGAUAUUUUCUUAACUGAUGGUGCAAGCCCUGCGGUACAUAUGAUGAUGCAGUUGCUGAUAAGGUCGGAGAAAGAUGGCAUUCUUUGCCCCAUCCCUCAGUACCCUCUGUACUCUGCUUCAAUUGCCCUUCAUGGUGGCACUCUUGUGCCAUACUAUCUUGAUGAAGCAACAGGCUGGGGUUUGGAGAUAUCAGAGCUUAAGCAACAAUUAGAAGAUGCCAACUCCAAGGGUAUUACUGUUAGGUCAUUAGUGGUGAUAAAUCCAGGCAACCCAACUGGGCAGGUUCUUGCUGAGGACAAUCAGCGGGAAAUUGUGGAAUUCUGCAAGAAAGAAGGUCUUGUUCUCCUUGCAGAUGAGGUAUACCAAGAAAAUGUUUAUGUUACAGACAAGAAGUUUCACUCAUUCAAGAAGAUUUCUAGGUCAAUGGGGUAUGGUGAGGAGGAUAUCUCUUUAGUAUCAUUCCAGUCAGUUUCUAAAGGAUAUUAUGGAGAAUGUGGUAAAAGAGGAGGUUACAUGGAGGUUACUGGUUUUGGAGCUGAUGUAAGGGAACAGAUUUACAAAGUGGCAUCUGUAAACCUCUGUUCAAACAUCUCUGGUCAGAUUCUUGCAAGUCUUGUCAUGAACCCUCCAAAGGUUGGAGAUGAGUCAUUUGAAUCUUAUUCUGCUGAGAAAGACGGAAUUCUCUCGUCAUUAGCAAGACGUGCAAAGACUCUGGAAGAUGCUUUCAACAGCUUAGAAGGUGUUACCUGCAACAAAACAGAGGGUGCAAUGUAUCUAUUUCCCUGUCUGCAUUUGCCUCGUAAAGCAAUAGAAGCUGCUGAAGCAGCAAAAACUGCUCCAGAUGCAUUCUAUGCUCGCCGCCUCCUUGAUGCUACUGGAAUUGUUGUUGUUCCUGGAUCUGGCUUUCGGCAGGUUCCUGGUACAUGGCAUUUCAGGUGCACAAUACUGCCGCAGGAAGAUAAGAUUCCAGCAGUUGUUUCCCGUUUGACAGCCUUCCACCAAGGGUUCAUGGCAGAGUUCCAUGACUGAGUUGACUGCUGUGCCUAUUAUCUGUCGUCUGAAUGAACAGAAUCCCUAUUCUUGGAGUCCGGAAUCCGGAUGAUGUCUUAUAAAAAUAUGGAGGUUUCAUGUUCCCAGAUUUUUUAUAACUUGUAUCGGUAUUGAUAUCAGCAGUGACCGAUACAGCCAAGGGCACCUAUAA